AAUCAAUUUAGAGCUAGGGCAAAUAAAGAAGUUGGAGCAUUUUACAUUAGAGAACUGUUCUGUUGCUGCAUGAUCUCUGAAUACAACUAGAAUGAUCAUUGAUUUACUUUGGUCUUUUAAGCCUUGUCUAUAUUUACAGAGGGCCUGUGUAAGGAAGCAGUAUCUCUUGCUAUUUUAAUCUGCUGCUUCUAACAUGGCUCCAGCCCCCAUGUGGAAGGGGCCCUAAAUGUAACAGCUUGUGUGAAUGUUUAUAUCUUUACAUGUAUAUUAACUUUUCAGAAAAACAGAGACAGAGGUCUGAAAUGUUUGCACUUCCUUAUGGUUUGUUUCUUCUGUGAUGUCUCUGUAAAGGAACACUGCUUUUAAUUCCAAGGGAUACUGGGGGCUGAAGAAGGGGUAACCUGUUGUAAUGGGGCUCCUGAGGUACACUACAUGCUUGUAAGAGGGUUGUUGCCUCUGUUUAAUCUUUUUAGCUGUACCACUGCCUCAGUUUCCUCUUUGUAUAUAACAGCAUGCCACAAAUCUUAGUAACAUAUAAGAUCUUCCUUCUGGGUCUUCAAAUACCAUUCAAAAUGGCCCCCACCCUUUACACAGCAGGUUUUCUCUAGUCUUUCUCCUAAGUCCUGGGGCCCAUCCCUUAAUGCCAGAGUUCCAGGCAGCUGAUUCACUGCUCAGCUACAAGGUUUCAUACUAUCUUCAGGCUGUCCCUGGCUUGCUUACCAGCUUCUUGCCCCAGCCCUGUUUGAACGCACUUUGUUUACUGGAUCCUCGGUGAGCUCAUGCAGCUCUUUUUCCUCUUUGGUCACAGGGAUUUAGUCCUUGGCCCAGCCUCUCUUCAGCUAUUUCCUGGGCUCUGCCAUGAGGGAAGUAACAGCUCUUCUCCAAGCUUCCCCAGAGAGAAGCUUUCAAGCAGCCCCUGCUUCUCACACAGGCCUUCUCCCAGACUGGGCAACUGGGCUUGACUUUUAUUGUCUGCCUUGCUUAUGUGAUCCCAGGACACUCCAGUUAGUCCUGGUGGACUACAUCCUUCAGAAUUCCCAGCUGUGCUGGGUCAUACCUGCACUUCCAGGACCUAGUGCCCUGGUACAGUGCUGUACAAAUAAAAUCUCCAAAUCCUCAGUUGUAAGCUUGACAACUACAAAUACGCUAUAAAAAUAACAGUUGAAAACUCUUUCUCUUACCUAUGACUUGUUCCCUUCCCCUCCAAUGACUGAUGUCAGAACCGCCACAAGGAAGUAUUAGACUGAAUAAUUUAUGUCACUGCAGUGCCUGGAGGUCCAGAUCAGGGAUUGUGCUUGGCACCUUGCACGCAUAAGAAAAAGAUGCACCAAAAAGCUUAAGUAUUUAAAUAUGCUGCUUUCUGUGUUGGUGUUUUGUUUCUUGGUUUUGUGGUUUUUGUAUUUGCAGCCAUUGAAGGAGAAACAAUAUUGAAUGCUGCACAUAAGACUUGUACAUAGGUUGUUUUUAAAAUGCAAAAAAAUCACUUUUUUAUCUCUGAUGUGGGUGUGGUCUGAGCCAACAUUCCAGAGGGAAACAACUCCAAAGUUCAGAGUACUGAAGAGCAAAACUUGUACUCUGUAGUGUGGGCCGCUCUCUGGUUUAAGAAUAAUAUUACUGAUGUUGGAUCUUGCCUCUUAAGAAUAUUUGUGACCGCUUUCUGGUUUCCCUUCAGUAGUGCAAGUUGUCUGCUUCGUGUUUGUAAAACAGCAGCAACUCUCUAUAUUUGUGCUUUAUUGCUGUGGAAGUGGGAACAACUUAAAGAAGUGAAAGUGCUUUGUUCUGCAGUAGAUAUUAGAUAAUGGGUGCCUAGAGGAUUCCUAAUAUGUAUGUUAAGAUGGGGAUAAAACUAUAUGACAUGACAAACCAUUAAGCAAAACAAAGUGAUUGCAGCAGCAAAUUCCUUUUUGUGUCUGACUUGUUGUAUGCUGUCUUUUCUAGGGGGAUUAAAUGACAAAAUGUGGAAGGCGACUGUUCUGCUGACUUUGCUGAGCCUGAGUGUGACCUUCGAGCUAGGUCGUGCUCGUAAACAAUGGAGUGUCUUUCGCAACAUGUUUAAAAGGAUCCGCUGUUCCACACCAUCAAGAGGAGACCCAGGGCAGCCACUCUUCCUUACCCCUUAUAUUGAAAGUGGGAGACUUGAGGAAGGAAGGCAGUUAAGUUUGGUUGGGCCUCUCCAAGGAGUAAAUGUGAAGAGUUACUCUGGCUAUCUCACAGUGAACAAGACUCACAACAGCAAUCUCUUCUUCUGGUUCUUCCCUGCUGAGGUGCAGCCAGAGGAUGCCCCGGUCCUUCUUUGGCUCCAAGGUGGACCAGGAGGAUCAUCAAUGUUUGGGCUUUUUGUUGAACAUGGCCCAUAUGUUGUCGACAAGAAUCUCAGAUUGUAUAAACGGAAGUUUCCUUGGACAUCUAAAUUUUCCAUGCUUUACAUUGACAAUCCAGUUGGGACUGGCUUUAGUUUUACUGAUGAUACGGGAUAUGCAGUAAACCAAGAUGAUGUAGGAAGAGAUUUAUACAGUGCACUCAUCCAGUUUUUCCAGCUAUUUCCAGACUAUCAGAAAAAUGACUUCUAUAUUACAGGAGAAUCUUAUGCAGGAAAGUAUGUGCCUGCUGUUGGCUACUACAUCCAUACCUAUAGUUCCAAAGCCAAAGUUAAGAUCAACUUCAAAGGAGUUGCUAUUGGUGAUGGUUUCUGUGACCCUGAAAUGAUGCUGGGUGGCUAUGCACAAUUCCUGUACCAAAUUGGCUUGGUGGAUGAGAAGCAGAGGGAGUAUGUCCAGCAGCAGACUGACCUGGGAGUAAUUUAUAUCCAGCAGAAGAAGUGGAUGAAAGCCUUUGAAAUUUUUGAUACUCUAUUGAAUGGUGAUGAAACAAGUUCUUCCUACACUCAGAAUGUUACAGGAUGUAGCAACUACUUUAACUUUUUGCAGUGCCAGGAGCCUGCUGACCAGGAAUAUUUUGGAGCAUUUUUAUCACUUUCAGAAGUGAGGAAAGCUAUCCAUGUGGGAAAUCUUACCUUUCAUGAUGGGUCUACAGUUGAGAAGCAUUUGCUUGAAGAUGUGAUGAAGACAGUAAAGCCAUGGUUGGCUGUAAUUAUGGAUAACUAUAGGGUUCUGUUAUACAAUGGGCAGCUUGAUAUCAUAGUAGCAGCUCCACUGACGGAACGCUUUCUGCCUACUGUGCCAUGGAGCAAGGUGGAAGAAUACAAAAGUGCUGAAAGACUCAUAUGGAGGAUCCAUCCCCUUGACAAGGAGGUGGCUGGUUAUGUGCGCCAAGCUGGUGAAUUCUAUCAGGUAAGGAAAGGAAGCUCUUGAGACAUGGACUCUAUA
Chelonoidis abingdonii (Abingdon island giant tortoise) is the source of this 3326-nucleotide messenger RNA. The record is from RefSeq and is a predicted model, not a curated record. NCBI's taxonomy places the organism in Eukaryota, Metazoa, Chordata, Testudines, Testudinidae.